Molecule: messenger RNA, 3212 nt
Organism: Acipenser ruthenus (sterlet)
Lineage: Eukaryota; Metazoa; Chordata; Actinopteri; Acipenseriformes; Acipenseridae
Product: 5'-nucleotidase-like
Exons: 9
Coding region: 72-1805 (577 amino acids)
Biological process (GO): AMP catabolic process
Cellular component (GO): plasma membrane
Molecular function (GO): nucleotide binding; 5'-nucleotidase activity; metal ion binding
Source: RefSeq, a predicted model, not a curated record
UUCCUAGCUACGUCCCUUGAUUAGACACACACUGUUAGUUUCCACUGUUUUAAAGCUUCAUUCAGCUGAACAUGGGGAUGUCCGGAGAAAAACUGCUUCUCGUGCUGCUGCUGGAGCUUCUCUUUACAAGCUAUUUUGCUGCUUGUUUUGAUGUCACUCUUCUCCACACCAACGACGUCCAUGCCAGGGUAGAAGAAACUAGCGUGCACUCAGGAAAGUGUGAUCCAGGAGGAGAGUGCUACGCCGGAGUCGCUAGAAGAUUAACAAAAAUAAACAGUAUCCGAAAAACAGAAGAAAACGUUUUACUUCUGGAUGCUGGCGAUCAAUAUCAAGGAACGAUCUGGUUCAACUAUUACAAGGGAGACGAAGCGGCUCAUUUUAUGAAUCGGCUGAAGUAUGAUGCCAUGGCCUUAGGAAAUCAUGAAUUUGACAAUGGAAUGGAAGGAUUAAUCAGCCCUUUUCUUCAGAAAGUGAACUGCUCAGUACUGAGUGCUAAUAUGAAACCAGAUCAGAAACUGGCUGACAAAAUAAGUGGAUUAGUCCUGCCCUAUAAAAUCUUUACAUUGGGCUCUGAGAAAGUGGCUGUGGUCGGGUACACAACAAAGGAAACACCAACCCUAUCCACUCCAGGACCGAAUGUAGUGUUUCAAGAUGAGGUCCAAGCCUUACAGGUUGAGGUAGACAAGUUAAAAACACUGGGAAUAAACAAGAUCAUUGCUUUGGGCCAUUCUGGAUUUGAAACGGAUAAAAUAAUUGCAAAGAAAGUGAGUGGCGUUGAUGUUGUUAUUGGUGGACACUCGAACACAUUCCUUUACACAGGUACACCUCCCUCCAAUGACGUCCCUGCUGGUCAGUAUCCAUUCAUGGUUGACUCUGAUGACGGGCGUAAAGUGCCAGUUGUGCAGGCCUAUGCUUUUGGAAAGUACCUUGGCUAUCUUAAAGUCACCUUCAAUAAGCAAGGGAAUGUUGUGGCGGCUACGGGGAACCCGAUACUUCUAGACAGCACUAUAACGGAAGAUAAAGACUUGCGUGCAGAGGUUGAUUUGUGGAAACAGAAUCUCAGUAAUUAUUCGGCUCAAGUUAUUGGGAAGACCAUGGUGUACCUUAAUGGGACUACUGAAGAGUGCCGUUUCCGGGAAUGCAACAUGGGGAAUUUAAUCUGUGAUGCAGCGAUUAACCAUAAUAUGAAAUACCCUGACGAGCUGCGCUGGAACCAUGUGUCACUUUGCAUUAUUAAUGGAGGAGAUAUUCGAGCCCCAAUCGAUGAGCGCAGUGGAAAUGGAACCAUUACUUUGGAGACCCUAACUGCUGUAAUGCCCUUUGAUGGUACUUUUGAUUUAGUCGAGCUAAAGGGAUCAACACUGAGAGCUGCAUUUGAGCAUUCUGUAAGGAGACAUGGGCAAUCUACAGGAGAGUUUCUGCAAGUGUCUGGCAUACAUGUUGUCUUCGACCUCUCCAAAGCACCGGGACACCGAGUGAAGAAGCUUGACGUUUUGUGCACUAAAUGCCGUGUGCCGUAUUAUGAGCCACUGGACAUCAACAAAACUUACAAGGUUGUCAUUCCAUCCUACAUGGCAGGUGGAGGAGAUGGCUUUGCCAUGAUAAAAGAAGAGAAACUCAAACAUGACACUGGUGAUCAAGACAUAUCUGUUGUCUCGGAUUACAUUUCUGCAAUGAAGAAGGUUUAUCCAGCAGUGGAAGGACGGAUUCUAUUUUCAGGUUCUGUCCCCACAGGGCUGCUCUCCAAAGAACACUUGAAGAUGGUGCUGCUAUCACUGGCCUUUUUCUUGGCUUCCAUAGUGUAGAGGAGCAGCUCCCAUGCAUGCCUUCUAUGCACUCCAGUUUAUUAUAGUUCACUUUUCACGUCUGCCAGUCACCAGUUCACACUUUAAACCCACAAAACUUUGGACAUGUUUAAAGUAUAUUUCAGUAUAUUGUAAGAGAGGACUAAAAUCGACCCCCGAGAUAGAUAGAUAGAUAGAUAGAUAGAUAGAUAUUACUGCACUGAUUCUCUUCAUUACAUUACAGUCAUACAUAUAAGUGCAGGUCCCCAACGGCAGUUCAGAUACAAUAUAAUAUAUUAUACUGCAAGGGACCUGUAUAGAGGUGUAUACUUUACACAAUUAUAAAAUAGUAACUGUACUAUCUGAAAUAUUGGAUGAAUGUAGUUAUAUUAGGUGAGGAACUCUUCUUCUGGCAUUGUGGUCAUGUCUAUAGAAAGUGUUUUUGUGCACAACACACUGCAAUAAUGGAAUACGAAAAGACUUUAAAGCACAAUAGGACAGCUUUGGUGUUCAUGUUUUGGGGACACCUUGAGAUUUAAACAUAAAAAUAGUCUUGUCACAUUCAAAAUUGAUUAUUUUCCCUAGAGUUGUUAGACAACAAAUAUUCCUAAAUAUUUAAAUGCAUCCUUGAAAAACAGUAAAUAGAAUAUUUGGUUUUUUUUUAUGUCCACCUUUUACAGACAUUCUAUUUUCACCAUCAGUGAAUUAUUAAACAAAAUAAAAACAGAAAUAAAUGUAAAAAUAACACCACACGUGAAAUGUGCCUUUCGUGUAUUGGACAGAAUGGUCAUCUGGUGUCUUUUUCACAGAGGCAUUUUAAAGAAAUCCUCCAGCUCUAUGCAGUGUAUUCAAUCAUUUACCGGCUGCCAGGUUCCUAAAUGCAGGUACAGCUUUACUCAUCGCUACUCUAAACUCAUGCAAAGGUAUGUGUGAGGACCCACAUCACAAGAGAGUGGCUAUACCACUAGAAAUAGUAAGAGGCACGGACACACAUUUGGAUGAGCAUUACAAACGUACUGUAUAGAGGUAUAGACAGUGCUGGAGAAAAUAAAGGAACAAGGACUUGUGCAAAUUAAGUACUUUUGAUUGUAAUAUUACUUAAUAAUAUUAUUUGCCAUUUCCCCACACCUCUCUAGUGACCAGUAUAAAAGAGAACGAAGCAAGCAAAGUGACCUGUUCCCAGAACAAACCAAAAGAAUGUAAAUACCAGUGUGGGUGCCAACAUAAUAAAUCUGCGUCUUUGUGGGAUAUACUUUGAGGAAGUUCAGAAUGUGCCUUAUGCUUUGCUUACUGUACACAAUGUAACAUGUUUAUUGUAGCUAUGUAGUUUUUGGGGUUUUUUUUAAAGAAAAAGGUAAUCUUUGUAUGAAAUCAUGUCCAUUUUGUUUAAAAAAAUAAAAUAAAAAUUACAUUUUUUUUUUAAUGUUA